Molecule: messenger RNA, 1037 nt
Organism: Aspergillus pseudonomiae
Lineage: Eukaryota; Fungi; Ascomycota; Eurotiomycetes; Eurotiales; Aspergillaceae
Gene: fmn1
Product: riboflavin kinase
Exons: 3
Coding region: 109-705 (198 amino acids)
Biological process (GO): FMN biosynthetic process; riboflavin biosynthetic process
Cellular component (GO): mitochondrion
Molecular function (GO): riboflavin kinase activity
Source: RefSeq, a predicted model, not a curated record
CGGGCUUCUUCCACAUUCCACCAUUUUGCUCACUUUCAAUUGUUGCCCGUCGCCAGGCAAACGCUGGAGUUAGUCCAUAGACUUGUUUUCCAAGUUAAUAAACGGAGAAUGCGUCCAGACGGUCCCAGGGACCCCGUCACCGGGCUAGACAGUGGCCCAGAGCCUCCGUUUCCGAUCAAGUUAUCUGGGCCGGUGAUCAAAGGGUUUGGGCGGGGAAGCAAAGAGCUGGGAAUCCCCACGGCCAAUAUUCCCCCAGAUGGCUUAUCAGACUAUCCCGAUCUUCAAGUCGGGGUGUACUACGGAGUAGUCGCAUUGGAUCCGUCCAGAUUCACAUCGGAGGCGACGAUUCUUCCAGCUGUGCUGAGUAUCGGAUACAAUCCCUUCUACAAGAACACCACUCGAUCUGUGGAAAUCCAUAUCAUGCCUCCUCUCUCAUCGCCAUCGCCGACAGCGAACGGUGAGGCUGGUCAAGUGAAAUUCCACAAAUUGCCCGACUUCUACGGCACAAAGCUUAACCUUUUGAUUCUGGGGUACAUCCGCCCAGAAUACGACUACGUGUCGUUGGAAGCCUUGGUUGAAGAUAUUCGGAUUGACUGUGAGGUUGCGCGCCAGAGUCUCCAGCGAAAGGCAUAUGUCAGCUACCUUACUGGACAGGAUUGUUCGGAAGCCGUGCAGGAGCAACGAAAAUGGUUGACUGGUUUUUAGAGCUUGCUCUAUUUUUUGUUUGACAAGGGGGUGAUGUAUCAGUACAUAGUUUUUUUUUUAUUAUUUUGAAUAGACUGGCAUUGGUGGCGUGGUGGAUAGACAAACAUUCGACAUCCACAUACAUGGAAACCCGCAUAUUCAUAGCGUAAUAAUGCAUGGACAUUGAAUGUGAACCAGAUCAGCCCUAUCUUGGCAACGGAAACAUCGGUUCCCCUUGCGUUGCAUCCUUGGGUUCGGCUGGAGCCACGAUGGAGACUGCCAAUACUCUGCCAAUACUCGUCGACGUCAGCCCAGCGUUGGUGAGAGACGUUGCCUGACCUGUUAGUUACUUC